CCACUCAACCCACCCGGUGCUGGCUGCUUUCUUACCGGUAGUGCCUUGAAGAUGGCUGUCGGGGACAUUCGCGCUGUUCAGAUCUAUCGAAGACGUGUUCAGGUACUGCUGGACAGAGCGACGAAAGUGAAGCAGGGCUCCGAAAUAGAACCGUCGAUAACAGAGUCUGAUUUGGGAGAUGCAAUCAACGAAGUUGAUGACGGCGAAGAAGAGGCAUUAAAGAACCAGAGUUCCCAGCCGGCCUAUGCAGCAGUAGAGACAGCUUUCCGCGAGAAGUUUUAUCACUUACUGGCCACGACGUCUAUCAACAAGCCCGAGUUUGUUCACAUGUGGAAUCUACUUGAUGUUGUGUCUAUAUUCUCCGACAAUGAGCGAUGCGAACCCGGUCUUAUUUUCUGGCUCAUAGAGGAGCUACUCGAUAGUCAAACCAUCGACGGCUGCCGUAAAGUAUUCGACUAUUUAGAAUCCAGGCGGGAACGUAAUACGGCUAAACAUUUCAAGCAGAAGAGCUUAAUUAUUCUCCGUUCAUGCAAUGAAUUGCUGCGACGACUCUCACGAGCGGAAGAUACGGUAUUCUGCGGACGGGUGUUCAUUUUUCUCUUUCAAUCAUUUCCUUUGGGAGACAAGAGCUCGGUUAAUUUGCGAGGAGAAUAUCAUACAGAAAACGUUACAACAUUUGACGAACCGCCAAAACACAUCGCUGCCAAUGAAGACGCCGACGAUGUAGAGAUGAAAGAUGCAGAAGCGCAAAAGCCUUCAGACAACUCAUCAAAAACGGACGCAGCAGCUUCUUCUCAAGGAGGUUCUGUCUCCCCCGAAAUCGAUGGUCAGCGAUCAAAGCAAUCGACCGAUCACCAAGCUGAAGAUACAUCGAUUGAUAUGGACGCUUUAUAUCCGGUAUUCUGGGGAUUACAAGCGAACUUUUCGGCUCCUACACGGCUUUUUGAUCACGAGCAUUUUGCUUCUUUCAAAAAGGGGCUCGAAUCCACCAUUUCAAGUUUCCAAAAGGUUAGCAUUGACUUGGAAAAGCGCGGCAUGACAAAGGGCUCAGAAGAAACAUCACGGCGUGGGCUGAAGCGGAAGCGGGGUGAAACCGGGCCUGAAACCGCAAAUACAUUCAACCCAAAAUAUCUCACGAGCCGGGACUUGUUCGAAUUAGAGGUUAACGACGUCGCAUUUCGAAGACAUAUACUUGUCCAGUCGCUUAUUCUUCUCGAUUUCCUAAUUUCUCUCUCACCGAAGGCGAAAGCCAAACUUGCGGAUGCUACAAAUAAAUCAGUUCUCUAUGGCUAUGUGCUUAGCGACGAAGAUGCGAAAUGGGCAAAUCAAAUGAAGUCCUCCAUCGCGAGCUACCUGCAGCAAGGUCUCGAUGGGAAGUUCUAUUAUCGCAUGGUAGACACCGUCCUGACGAGAGAUAAAAACUGGGUCCGUUGGAAGGCCGAAGGAUGCCCACCUAUUGAGAAACCCCCAAUUCAAAUUCAAGACUAUCUAGAUACCCAGUCCUCUACUACCAAAUUAACUACAAAUAAACGGCUCCGGGCGACGCCACUCGGCUCCUUGGACCUUAAAUUCUUGUCGGAAGAAGCAAAUUUAGGCAAUCUUGAUCGCCUCAUGGAGCCUGACAGGUUUAGAAAUCCAGGGGCCGAGUCAUACAUGCGGGGUAUCACGGACGAUGAAUUCAAUCUCGACAUGGCUCAAAACAGUGACGAAAAAGAAGAAGCUGCAAAAGCAAAAGCAAGCAAGAUAUGGAGAGUCUUACGGCUGUCCUCGCGCAGCAAGUUGAAUCGGUUCGAUAAAAUCGAAGACGGCAGAAAUUUGAAGAUCCUUUUUGAAAAUCCGCCUCCUCCGGAGAAGGCGGUUGCGGAAGCGGAAGAUGGAGCUGAUGGUCAUAAAGACGACUCAGUAAAGAAUCCGCCAACCAAGGAGAAUGAUGCUGUUACGGAGUGAGAUCCCCUUUCUCUCCGUGACGUCGAUCAUUCAGCAAGUUGAGAGUGCUAAGCUCUGGAUGUGAGCCUCAGCCAUUUGCUAUAUGAUGCCAACCCUAAGCCAGGGCCGAGAUCUUAAUACGUUUCCUAGGAAAGGAGCACAAAAGUGUUGAAGAUUGCCCCGUUAAAACCGCUGAUAAAAAUACAGAUUUCGCCACGAUCGUUGACCGUCACCCCAAGUGUGCGGUCCGAUUUGAGCAUUUCUUUGGGAGAUCAUCCGUGAAAGUCCAGAGUACUCCUUUCUAGAGCUCUGAAAUUUCCGUUGAUGAUUAACGUGGGAUUUUUUUUACUAGUGUCUACUGGGGAAAUAACGACGUUUAUGCGUCGAUCAGAGGAUCUAGUGUACGAAAUUGGUGCUGGUACGGUGCAGCACCAUGAAAAAUCGGAUAAACCCCAGUUGCAUAUUCCCUUUUCUGUGAGAGACGAUAAUGAAGGAAGAAUUGGGCUAUGAUCUACCCAGUUAUCUGGCGAAUCACCUAUGGUCCGGUGGUAGUAGAUCCCACUCAUGUCUCGGAGCUCUGGUUUUUAUGCAAUGUUGUAUAGAUAGGCGAUACUCUCUAGUCGUUUUGCUUCCCGGCAAGGGUUAGGCAAUCCGAGAUAUGCAUCAGCUAAUUCCUG
Messenger RNA from Coccidioides posadasii C735 delta SOWgp, 2603 nucleotides. RefSeq lists its product as uncharacterized. Gene Ontology annotation, biological process: mRNA export from nucleus; regulation of DNA-templated transcription elongation. Lineage: Eukaryota; Fungi; Ascomycota; Eurotiomycetes; Onygenales; Onygenaceae. Gene Ontology annotation, cellular component: THO complex part of transcription export complex. The record is from RefSeq and is a predicted model, not a curated record.